CUCCUCCAAACGAACACGCCCACCACGGCACAAAACAACGCCAUUUUUUUUUUUGUCUGUUUUCAUUGCCGAAAUAUUAUCUCUGCUAUCGUAUUGUAUUUCCCUCUGGCUUUUCAUGGUCUCCCACAGUACAAGCGUAACCAUCCAUGACCCCUGAGCUAACACACAAUUUACACGAUCAAAUUACGAUCCUGACCCACCCAAACAGUCAUGGGGAGAGACCGAAAAGACCCACAAACCAUGGAAGAAAAUCUUUCUCGCCGUGGCCUAAUUGUGGGGAACUACUGCCACGACGUGCUGAUCCGAGACGGCGUCGUUCUGGCCGACACUCUUGGUGGGGCCGCCUCCUUCAUCUCCGCCGUGCUCGACGGGGUAUCCGUCUCCUACAAUCUGGUCUCCAAGGUUGGCCCGGACUUUGCCUAUACGACGAGUCGUAGCCCGAUUGUGAUUCCCACUUCGAGAACCACUCUCUUCCACGCGCAUUUCGACUCGGGGGUCGACGGGGACGAGCACCGGGACAGGGUCCUGAAACGGGUCGCCGCCUGCGACCCGAUUCGUCCGUCGGAUCUCCCCGGGACGAGGUUCGAUUUCGGGAUGGCGGUCGGUGUCGGCGGCGAGAUAUCGCCCGAGACGCUCGAGCGAAUGCUCGACAUUUGCACUGUCGUGUUUGUGGAUAUCCAAGGUCUGAUCCGAGAAUUCGACGGCGUAGACGGAACCGUGAGGCUUGUGGGGUUGAACGAGACCCGGUUCUUUCGGCUUUUACCACGUAUCGGGUUUCUGAAGGCUUCGGCGGAGGAGGCUUUGUUUAUGGACGUGGAGGAGGUGAGGAAGUGGUGCUGUGUGGUGGUGACGCAUGGGAAGGACGGGUGCACGGUGUAUUGGAAGGAUGGGGAAUUGGAAAUAGCGCCGUUUGCGGCGAACCAGGUUGACCCGACGGGAGCUGGGGAUAGUUUUCUAGGUGGGUUUGUGGCGGGGCUGGUUCACGGGUUGGCUGUGCCUGAUGCUGCAUUGGUUGGGAACUUGUUUGGGUCGCUCACUGUUGGGGAAAUUGGGCUGCCCAAGUUCGAUUCCAGGCUGUUGCAGAGAGUUAAGGAUGAGGUGCAGAGGAGGAAGAUGCAGUGCAUCGGCUGCUGUGAAAGACAAGAUGAUGAGCUGAGGUUUACGAAGCCAGCAGGGCAUGCACAGUUCCAUGCAUCCCUCGAUGCUGCCAAACUGAUACCCGCACGUGCCGUUCCUGAAUGUCCAUGGGAUCUUCCAAGCUCUCCUCCCAAAGCAGUGGAACAGGCCAUCCUGCCGCAGUAUGCUGGGCAACCUAAACUAGUUCUUAAUUCCAUUUAUGACGAACAAAUUCAAACAGUUGAGGCCAAGCGCCCCAGUACAUCUCCUUUUUCUGUAUCAGAUGAUUGAGCUAGCAUAGAGAUCUCUUUGCACGGAGGUUUUUGUUGGUUCUUCACUUAGAAAUUUGUCAUCUCACUCAAUGACAAGCUAAAGUUGUAAAUCCCUUCUAAACAAGAAAGCUUGUCUGUUUUGUCUAGGCCUCUAAACGAGCCGAAUAUUGGAUGUUUGAGUUUGGUUCGUUUAA
This is a messenger RNA of Alnus glutinosa, 1582 nucleotides long. RefSeq names its product inositol 3-kinase. The transcript is spliced from 2 exons. Gene Ontology annotation, biological process: myo-inositol hexakisphosphate biosynthetic process. Gene Ontology annotation, molecular function: kinase activity. The record is from RefSeq and is a predicted model, not a curated record. NCBI's taxonomy places the organism in Eukaryota, Viridiplantae, Streptophyta, Magnoliopsida, Fagales, Betulaceae. The coding region runs from base 211 to 1407 and encodes 398 amino acids.